CUUCCCUAUAUCUUUCUAAGCCGCGCAUUCGUGGAUAAACUAUGACUGAUCCGAUUAACAAUAAUGAACAAAGGACAUACACCGAAGACGAAGUUAUCGAAUUACUUAGACGAGUCAAAACUGCCGAGCAAGCAGAGACUCAAAAAGCCAGAGAAGAACGACAACUACCAUUGGGGAUCACUUCCUCUUUGGACAACCUUACGAAGCAACAACACCAAGAUAAUUUCAAACGCUACAAACGAGAAAUUACUAAAUACCGCCACGACGAGUGGACUGUGGCCGAAUAGAUCAACAAAUCCUUCAUACCAAAACUUAAACAAUACACUGUUGACACAACUCAAGUCGUUAACGCUCACUACAAAGGAGCGAAGAACAGCAGGUUACACGGAAGAGCAGCAACCGAAAUUUAUGAACAGCUCCCCAUCAUCCAAGCAGGAGAAAUCUCAGCAGAAGAAGCUCAUCAACUUUUGGACGAAGCCAUUGAAAGCGCCAAAAGACUUGCAGUUCACGCCUGGAUCCAAGGUGUACAGCAUGAUGAAGAUGCUAAAGACUACGCCAUUAGAGCGCUUAAAUUACCCCCAAAUCUUAAACACUUGGAAACAAAAGAAUCAGGCAACAAACGAGAAGCAUUUAGUGAAGAUUUUAUCACCAUGGAGUGGGUGUGUGGUAAGGAGAGACACCCACAGCUGGAUGACCGAUGACCCACUCGCCUGUCCUUACCUUGGUCUUUUAAAAGCCUCCUACCUCCAUGGCCAUACCCCUCCGACUUGGACAGCCUUGUCUUCCUUGGAUAUCUUUCUCAUCAUUCGCGGUAUAGCCCAGUGGAUGUGCAAACUUGGAAGGGUGGUGGAGGGCCUCCCAUGUACAACGAAGCCAACUACCAGCAACGAGUACUUAGAGCAGCCACCACCAACAUGUCAAACGGAAGAGGUCGAGGAGGAUAUUCAACUUCCUCACAUUGGAACAACAAUAGAGGAGGACGUGGAUACUUUGGACGUGGUGGAGCAAAAAACUGCUUUGGAAGGCGGGGACGUGGGAACCCAACCUUCCACCACAACAACAACUUCUCCAACAAUUUUCACAGUACAACACCAACAGACCUUUCAACACCAAGAAAUUCCAGUCACCAGUAACACCAAACUCAUUCCAGGUAACACAGGAUCAUAUAUCGUCUCCAGCACAACAAUCAACACCACAAUCAGCACCACUACUCCAACAACAAAUAACGACACCAACAUUGAACUAUACUAUUCCAUCAGACGGAAUUCGUCCGGGCGACCGACUUCGACAAUUUUUGAAUUGUUGGAAGACAAUAACAAAUCAUCCUUGGCCUAUAUCGGUGAUCCAGCAUGGUUACAAAAUCCAAUUUACAAAAACGCCAAUCUCAUGGAAGAACCAGAGACAACAAACAACAACGGAAGAUCAAUUUCACAUCAACGAAGCAAUUCAGAAAUUUCUGAAUGGAGGAACAGACCAAGAGAAGACCGAUUUUGGAUUGUCAAAAGUUAA
Messenger RNA from Rhizopus microsporus ATCC 52813, 1509 nucleotides. RefSeq lists its product as uncharacterized. The coding region runs from base 64 to 1509 and encodes 481 amino acids. The record is from RefSeq and is a predicted model, not a curated record. The transcript is spliced from 3 exons. Lineage: Eukaryota; Fungi; Mucoromycota; Mucoromycetes; Mucorales; Rhizopodaceae.